AUUAAUUAUAUGUCAACAUAAUUAUUUCUAGCGUGCCGGUUUAAAUUAUUAAUGUUAUUUAUCGUAGCUCUUCCCUAAGAUCUGUUAAUUGUUUGUAUUGUUUUGAAGUCUAAGAUGAAAUGUAUAAUUACAGUAAUACAAGUUUUAUUAAUGUCAAGUUUGUGCAUUUGUACUUUAUCACCACCGGCUGAUAAAAAAUCUCAGAAGGGUGUAAAACCGCAAGAAGGUACUAGGAAAAAUAAUGUUUUGGAUCGAAAAUUAGUGGUGGAAACACCCUAUGUCAAAGACGUUCUUAAAUAUCAUGCAACUUAUCAUCAGGAUAUUUCGAUUCGUAACUUUAAAAACACGGUUUUGGGCUAUGUGACACCUUGGAACAACAAAGGUUACGACGUAGCAAAGACAUGGGCUCCAAAAUUCAACUAUAUAUCCCCAGUAUGGCUGCAGAUUAAGAGACAGACUCCCAAUAUUUAUAUAGUUUCUGGUUUACAUGAUGUAGAUCACGGAUGGAUGAAAACCGUCAGACAAAAAGGAAUGGAUACUAAUUUAAAAAUUCUGCCAAGGUUAUUGUUUGAAAAUUGGCAACCAUCAGAUUUGAAAGCUUUCUUCAUGGAGCCAACCUCAAUGACUGAACAAAAAGCCCUGAUUGAGGAGGUAAAGAAAGUCUGUCGACAAUGGAUGUUUGAUGGAAUAGUCUUAGAGAUAAUGUCUCAAAUUGGAAAAUAUAUUGACAAGUCAGUUAAAUUUAUUCAACAAUUUGGUUUGGAAAUGACUGAAGAUGAUUUAAGCUUAAUUUUGGUGUAUCCUCCUUUCCGAGGCUAUCCUAGUGAUGAGUUCUUCAUUCAGGCUUUUAAUGAAAUUUAUCCUUACGUCCAUGCUGUUUCGGUCAUGACAUAUGACUUUUCAAAUCCUCAAAAGCCUGGACCCAAUGCACCUUUAUAUUGGAUGAGACUUUGCAUCGAAAAAUUAAUAGACAAGGAAGAAAAUCCAUCUAAAAGGGCAAAAAUAUUGUUGGGAUUGAAUUUCUACGGCAACUCAUACACUGCUAAUGGUGGAGGACCUAUUGUUGGCACUGAAUAUAUAGAACUAUUGAAAAACGCAAAAGCUAAUCAAGUUCUUACAUACAAUAAUAAUACUGCGGAAAACUAUAUUGAAGUGAGAACAUCACAGGGUACAAAAAAGAUAUUUUUCCCCACACUUUAUUCCAUUCAGAAGAGACUGGACCUUGCUCGUGAGUAUGGCACCGGUGUUGCGAUAUGGGAGCUCGGGCAGGGCCUCGAUUACUUCUAUGACUUAUUUUAAUUGUGAUAUUAAUUUUAUAUGAUAAUAAAUAAUUUAUUACUUU
Vanessa atalanta (red admiral) is the source of this 1342-nucleotide messenger RNA. RefSeq names its product chitinase domain-containing protein 1. Bases 115 to 1299 code for a protein of 394 amino acids. Gene Ontology annotation, biological process: carbohydrate metabolic process. The transcript has 6 exons. Gene Ontology annotation, molecular function: oligosaccharide binding; chitin binding. Gene Ontology annotation, cellular component: extracellular region. NCBI's taxonomy places the organism in Eukaryota, Metazoa, Arthropoda, Insecta, Lepidoptera, Nymphalidae. The record is from RefSeq and is a predicted model, not a curated record.